Messenger RNA from Ziziphus jujuba (common jujube), 1209 nucleotides. Its product is annotated as serpin-ZX-like. Gene Ontology annotation, molecular function: serine-type endopeptidase inhibitor activity. The record is from RefSeq and is a predicted model, not a curated record. The transcript has 2 exons. NCBI's taxonomy places the organism in Eukaryota, Viridiplantae, Streptophyta, Magnoliopsida, Rosales, Rhamnaceae. The coding region runs from base 1 to 1209 and encodes 402 amino acids.
AUGGAGUUGCGUGUGAAAGUUGUAACAGAAGGGAUUCUGAAGGAGCUGACCAAGAAUAAUCCCAACAAGAACGUUGUGAUGUCUCCGGCAUCCAUGAACAUUGUUCUAAACAUGGCCGCUUCCGGGUCGGCAGGCAAAACUUUGGACCAGUUUCUCGGGUCUCUUGGCUCCGAAACCAUUACUGAGUUGAGCUCCAAGUCUUCAUCUUUGAUGGGUCUCUUUGACUUGAACACUGCGGCAGACCCAGACCCAGACUACACUGAUUCAGAGUAUAGUGCUCCUCCUGAAUUGUCUUUAGUGAACCUCAUGUUUGUAGACCAGCAAUAUCCUUUGAAACCGUCUUUCCAAGAGAUAGUUCGAGACAUCUACAAAACAGAACCAAAGAGGAUUAACUUUGAUCAGCAAGAGAAAGUUAAAAAUGAAGUGAACUCAUGGGCAGAGGAGAAAAGAAAGGGCCUCAUGAAAGGGUUUCUGCCACCCACAUCAAAAUUGAAAGGACCACUCUUUUUCGCAAAUGCUCUCUACUUUAAGGCAGCAUGGUUAGAUCAAUUUGUUGCCUCAUCGACUCGGGACGAAGAUUUCCACCAUCUUGAUGGGAAAACUAUCAGAGCACCUUUCAUGACCCAAAUAGAAGAGAGCAUGAAGAUGUGUGGAUCAUUCGAGGAUUUUAAGGUUAUAAGACUCAAUUAUAAUACCGGUAGAUGUUACAGUAACAACUUCCCACGUUUCUGUAUGGAUAUCAUUCUUCCUGAAAGAAAAAAUGGACUCCAAGAUCUGCUAGAGAAGUUUAAUUCUGAUACAAAACUUCUACUCCAGGAUUUUAAGCUGGAAGAUAUGCUGGUUACUGAGAUGUGGAUUCCAAAGUGGAAGUUUUCCUAUGGUUUGGACAUGGUUAAGCUCGUGAAGAAAUUGGGAUUGACUAUGCCUUUCAAUUACCCGGAUGUUGAUUUCACUGAGGCAAUGGAUUCUCCGGAUGCUGAUGAAAUUUUUAUCUCGAAAAUGCUUCAUAAAGCAUGCAUUUCAGUUAAUGAGGAAGGGACAGAAGGAGCUUCAAUAGUUUCUUGUAAUGAAAAUUUGGGAUGUUCAAUGUAUCCCCCUCCUGAGAUACAAUUUGUUGCUGACCAUCCUUUUAUGUUCAUGAUCAAAGAAAAGGGUUCUGGGGCUGUGAUUUUCACUGGAGCUGUUCUUAAUCCCCUCUCUGAUAUUUGA